AUGGUUCUAAUGACAAUGAUCGGCCGUGUUGCCGAUGGUUUACCUCUUGCUGCAUCUGUUCAUAAUGAUAUGCGUGAUGAAUCGGGUCGUAAUAGUAAUGAAUAUCAAAAUCAAGCAAAAAAUAUUCUUCGUCGUAUAAAUUCAAGUUCUCCAUCAAAAGCAAGCAUUGAAACCGAUCCAUAUGUUUUUCAUUGUUUAAUUGAUCAUGAUGUUUGUUAUAUAACAUUAUGUGAAAAAAUAUUUCCACGUAAAAAUGCGUAUGCAUAUCUUGAAGAUCUUGCACAAGAAUUUAUUGCACAAUAUGGACAAAAAAUUCAAUUAGCUGCUCGACCAUAUUCAUUUAUUGAAUUUGAUAAUUAUAUUCAAAAAAUGAAAAAACAAUAUGCUGACACUCGAACAUCUCGUGAAGCAAUGGGCCGUUUAAGAACUGAUUUACGUGAUGUACAAAAUAUAAUGGUUACAAAUAUUCAAGAUGUCAUGUCACGUGGUGAAACAUUACAAGAUCUUAAUCGAAAAGCAACAAAUCUUGCAUCUAUGUCUCAACAAUAUCGUAAAGAUGCAAAUUAUUUAAAUCGUAUGUCAUCAUUAACAAAAAUUGGUUUAACUGUUGGAAGUAUUGUUAUAUUAUCUAUUAUUGCUUAUGUUUUUAUUUUUUAA
This is a messenger RNA of Rotaria sordida, 657 nucleotides long. The record is from the annotation of a GenBank genome assembly. NCBI's taxonomy places the organism in Eukaryota, Metazoa, Rotifera, Eurotatoria, Philodinida, Philodinidae.